GGUCGAAGGACAUUGAACUGUCUGAUGAUCCUUACGACUGCAUCCGACUAAGUGUGGAGAAUGUCCCCUGCAUCGUCACUCUCUGCAAGAUUGGCUGUCGGCAUGUGGUGGAUGCUACUCUGCAGGAGGAGGCCUGCUCCUUGGCCAGUCUACUGGUGUCGGUGACCAGCAAAGGAGUGGUGACAUGCAUGAGAAAAGUAGGGAAGGGCAGCUUGGACCCCGAGAGUAUCUUCGAGAUGAUGGAGACCGGCAAGCGAGUGGGCAAGGUGCUGCAUGCCUCCCUGCAGAGCGUUCUACACAAGGAAGAAAGCCUGGGGCCCAAGAGGCAGAAGGUUGGAUUUCUGGGGUGACUGGCAUGCAACCCCUGGACUAUUUGUUUUUUACUUUUGCAUUUAAACCGAAGUUUGUAUAUAUUUUUCUUAAUUGUAAUGCAUCGAAGGCAACAUUUGUACACACAAAAUUAAAGUCUAUUUUCUGGUCUGGUUUGGUAUUGCUAAGUUCUUCAGCUGCAUGCCCUGACACCAUUCAAUUCAGAGAUCUACUGCCAAGAGAGAGGGACAGGGGCCUCCAGGGAGAUUCCUGACAACAGAGUUCAAAAUGAUGACUGCGAACACUGUACUAAAGACCUGGCAGAAAGUGGCUUAAAGGAAGUGCUUAUGCUACAUGUUUUGUGGUUUUUUGUUCUUUUUUUUUUCUUUCCCCUCUGUAGAACUUCAAAAUAAGAAUAACAAAGAGCAGUUACUUACUUUGUGUAUUUGGUGCUUCUAUGGCAGGGAGAAGGGAAGCCCACUGCCUCUUGGGUGCCCAGCCUGGCUGGCCAGCCUUCCUGAG
Messenger RNA from Castor canadensis (American beaver), 831 nucleotides. The record is from RefSeq and is a predicted model, not a curated record. NCBI's taxonomy places the organism in Eukaryota, Metazoa, Chordata, Mammalia, Rodentia, Castoridae.